AUGAGUCUUUUUAGUGAUUUUAUACAGAAUACUAACAAAGAGGUCCUUGAGCGUGUUGAAAAACUUGUUAAGGAGAAGGGAAUCAAAGCAAAACUUGAAAAAGAAACAGAAAAUUUGGCAAAUCAGUGCGCAAAUUCUUUAAUUGAUCCAGAAGCUCCAAAACCACCAAGUUUUAAAGGAGUUGAUUUUGCAGUAGAAGAUCAAGAUCAAUUCCUUUUAAUUCUAGAUUAUUUUCAAUCAUCCGGAUUACAAUUUACAACUCAAACAAUAAAAUACGAAAGUCAGCAUCCUAACAUCACUGUCGAUCGUAAAAAGCUAGCUGAGAAGUAUGGCUUGCGUAGUUACGAUAAAACUCCUUUACUUGUUCAAAUGAUUGAACAGAGAUUGAAAAUGAUAGGAAAUGAGUAA
This is a messenger RNA of Trichomonas vaginalis G3, 408 nucleotides long. RefSeq lists its product as uncharacterized. The record is from RefSeq and is a predicted model, not a curated record. The coding region runs from base 1 to 408 and encodes 135 amino acids. The transcript has a single exon. NCBI's taxonomy places the organism in Eukaryota, Parabasalia, Trichomonadida, Trichomonadidae.